Molecule: messenger RNA, 2104 nt
Organism: Scatophagus argus
Lineage: Eukaryota; Metazoa; Chordata; Actinopteri; Scatophagidae
Exons: 6
Coding region: 114-701 (195 amino acids)
Source: RefSeq, a predicted model, not a curated record
AACUCAAACAUGCACGAAAUUUACAGGAAACUGCACAGACGUGUGAUCACAUUUCUGGUGAAGUGAAAAAGUAAACACCGCUACAGCUAAUUCAAGUGGCAGGAGUAUAAAAGAUGUCUCAGAAGGUAUUCUUCAUUAAACUGCUGUUGGUGCAUUACGCAACCCAGAGUCCAUCAGAAACUCGUGCAAACUGUAAUGAAGAUGUCCCACUGCAGUGUCCCGGUGUUGAUAUUGACAGCAUGAAUUUCCUGUCAGUGACAUGGUACAAGUUCAACAACCAUAAAAAACAUGGCAUUAUCAGGAGAGGUAAAGGUGUUGAAGCCACGCAGCACUACAACUUCACUCGGCCGGCCAGGUUUGGAGAGAACUACAGUCUGUUGCUCCCCAGUGUGACUCCUGAAGACUCGGGCAGCUAUGAAUGUGCCAUCAGUGCAAAUGUAGGUGGUCGGAAUAUGAAUCUCAAAGUCGACCUGAUUGUUGAUGCGUGUGCGACCCAGACACACCUGACGACAACCACAAACCCAGUGAACACAACACACUCCAACCUGCACUGUGACAAACAGGUUGAGAACUUGCCAGUCUUGUGGAGCAUUAUGGGUUAUGCUGCAGUGGGCCUCAUCAAAAUCAUUUUAUCUCUGUUCAGCAUUUGGGUUAUUCGAGCUGUUCGUGUCAGGUCUUCAAGACGGCGGCAGCAAUACUGAUCAACCGCUCACAGAAAAUGCUAACAUCCUGACACCACAGACACCAAUAAAAAUUAUUUCAACAAACUUAGACAUGUUUUGUAACUAUGACCUCUCUAGCUGAGUGUGGUUCUGUUUGAAGAAGUGAAACUACAACCAUGUCAGGAGGUUGCUUUCAUUCUCCUCAGUCUGUACUGACUUCCACGAGACCGGCCUGGGGGCCAAUCACUGAAAAGACAAUUGUGUUUGCUUAAUUUGUGAAGAGACGGUUGCCUUGUUUGAGGCUUUCAACGUAAAGAGACUAAACAUGCUAACACCUACGGGGAGUGACCGCGCAGAAAAGGUGAAGCAACUCCAAGCUGCUCUGGCAUCACAACAACGAUUCUGUGAGUCGAAGGAAAAUACCACCAAGGCAAGCUACGAAGUGGCCAUUUUAAUAGCUAAACAUCACAAACCUUUUACUGAAAGUGCAUUUGUCAAAGCCUGUGUCAUGAAAAUGGUGGAGAACAUUUGCAGGAGUUUAUGAAUGUUUGCCUGGUAACGCUGUGGAGAGUUGAGAACAUAUUGUCAGAUAUUCAAAGACAACUGGGGGACAGUGAAGUGGCUUUUGAUUGUUUCUCAUUAAUCUGCGAUGAAAGCAUCGAUGUAUCUCACACUGCACAGCUACUGAUUUUCUUAAGAGUUGACGACAACAUGAACGUAACAGAGGAGCUGGUUGACCUCCAACGUCUCAAAGGCCAAACCAGAGGAACAAAUUUAUUUGUUUCUGUUUGUGGAGCAGCCACUGCCCUCAAACCACACCUGGCCUCUUUAUCUAGAUCUCAGUAUCACCCUUCUUUCAAUCUGAAAUUGAGUGUUUUGAACGGUAACAUUUGUCAUUAUUAACAGUGAAAAGCCAAAAGCACACUUGUGCACUUGGACUUAUGCCACUUAUUUUAUUAAACUCUUGAAUAAGAUUUAAUUAUAACUGUUGAUGUUAUGUACAUGCAGAUGUGACACACACUAUUACUUUCUAAAAGAUCUUGUUAAAGAUGAUUAAAAUUCACUUGCUUUAAACUUUAAUGAUAACAGACAACUUUGCAUUACUUAUCACCCCUGUUUAAAAUGGUCAUGAGGCCAAGAUAUUUAUCAAACUCAUGAAAUUUUAAGGUAUUCCAUACAGUUUGUUCAAUGUUAUCUGACUCUCCAGAUAUGAAUGAAAGGCAGAAUUGUGUUUUUAGAGUUGUUCACAUCUGUCUGAGUGGCUUAUAUUUGGUUACAUAGUCAAUUGUGACAAUGAAAAUUAUUUUAUAACAGUGUAUAUUUACACGUAACUCUUGUGGUUUAAAAAAAUGUCAGAAGGAACUAUUGACCCCAGGGCAUUUUUGCUUUAUCAAAUCUGUCCCUCUUUGGAAAAAGUUUAAACAUCCCCCCAUUAGAUGAAU